CUUAGAUCCAUGAGGACAAGCCCUGCACGUCUGCGGCAUUCAUCCCUCGAUCAGGACGACUGUUUUCCUUAUCGAUCGGCUCCCACCGAACGUGCGCGCAGGGACCGUGGAAUCCUCGUGGGCCCGUCACCUGUCUGAAGAGGGACGCUAUGAUGAGGGACAUGCCACUCCGAGUGCACGUGCUACUGGGCCUUGCUAUCACGACGCUGGUGCACGCUGUAGACAAGAAGGCGGAUUGCCCACAGUCAUGUACGUGUGAAAUCAGGCCGUGGUUCACACCCCGAUCUGUUUACAUGGACGCGUCCACCGUGGACUGUAACGACCUGGGCCUUUUACAUUUCCCCGCCAGGUUGCCUGCCGACACGCAGAUCCUGCUCCUGCAGACGAACAACAUUGCGAAAAUUGAACACUUCAUAGACUUUCCGGUGAACCUGACUGGCCUGGACCUAUCGCAAAACAAUUUAUCUUCGGUCAACACUAUUAAUGGAAAAAAGAUGCCUCAGCUUCUUUCUGUGUACCUAGAGGAGAACAAACUCACCGAGCUGCCGGAAAAAUGUCUGUCCGGACUAAGCAACUUACAAGAACUCUAUAUUAACCAUAACUCGCUGUCUGUGAUUUCGCCGGGAGCCUUUGUAGGCCUCCGUAAUCUCCUUCGACUUCAUCUCAAUUCAAAUAGAUUGCAGAUGAUCGACAGUCAGUGGUUUGACGCCCUUCCCAACCUGGAGAUCUUGAUGAUUGGGGAGAAUCCAAUCAUCAGAAUCAAAGACAUGAACUUUAAGCCACUGAUCAAUCUUCGCAGCCUGGUUAUAGCUGGUAUAAACCUCACGGAAAUACCGGAUAAUGCCUUGGUUGGACUUGACAACUUAGAAAGCAUCUCUUUUUAUGACAACCGGCUUCCAAAAGUGCCCCAUGCUGCGCUCCAAAAAGUUGCAAACCUCAAGUUUUUGGAUCUCAAUAAAAAUCCCAUCCACAGGAUACGGAGGGGUGACUUCAGCAAUAUGCUACACUUGAAGGAGCUGGGGAUAAACAACAUGCCGGAGCUGAUUUCCAUCGACAGUCUUGCCGUGAAUAACUUGCCAGACUUAAGAAAAAUAGAAGCGACCAACAACCCCAGGCUGUCCUACAUUCACCCCAAUGCAUUCUUCAGGCUACCCAAGCUCGAAUCACUCAUGCUCAACAGCAACGCCCUCAGUGCCCUGUACCACGGCACCAUCGCGUCCCUGCCAAACCUCAAGGAGAUCAGCAUACACAGCAAUCCCAUCAGGUGCGACUGCGUCAUCCGCUGGAUUAACAUGAACAAAACCAACAUUCGCUUCAUGGAGCCAGAGUCACUGUUCUGUGUGGACCCCCCCGAAUUCCAAGGCCAAAACGUCCGGCAGGUGCAUUUCCGGGAAAUGAUGGAAAUCUGUCUCCCUCUCAUAGCGCCAGAGAGCUUCCCUUCUGACCUGGAUUUGGAAGCUGGGAGGCAUGUCUCCCUACACUGCCGCGCCACUGCAGAGCCACCGCCGGAAAUCUACUGGGUGACCCCUUCGGGGCAAAAACUCUUGCCUAACAGUCUGACCGACAGGUUCUAUGUCCAUUCUGAAGGCACACUAGAUAUAAGUGGCAUAACCCCAACAGACGGGGGGUUAUAUACUUGCAUAGCAACUAACCUGGUGGGUGCUGACUUAAAGUCUGUUAUGAUCAAAGUGGAUGGUUCUUUCCCCCAGGAUAACAACGGAUCCUUGAAUAUUAAAGUGAAAGAUGUUCAGGCCAAUUCCGUUCUGGUGUCUUGGAAAGCAAGUUCUAAGAUUCUCAAAUCCAGUGUCAAGUGGACAGCUUUUGUCAAGACAGAAACCUCGCACGCCGCCCAAAGUGCUCGGAUACCCUCUGACGUCAAGGUAUAUAAUCUUACUCAUCUGAACCCAUCAACUGAGUACCACAUCUGUAUCGAUAUCCCCACCAUCUAUCAGAAACACAGAAAACAGUGUGUCGAUGUCACCACGAAAGGGUUGGACCCCAGUCAGAAAGAGUAUGGCAAGGGUAACACCAGCACAUUUAUGGCCUGCCUUGGAGGCUUUCUGGGGAUUAUCGCUGUGCUAUGUCUUUUCAGUUGCCUCUCUCAUAAAAUGAAUGGUGAUGUUGGACAUGGCUAUGUGAGCAAUUACGUACAGAAACCGGCCUUCACGUUUGGUGAGCUUUACCCUCCUCUGAUCAAUCUCUGGGAAGCAGGCAAAGAAAACAGCACAGCGUUGGAAAUGAAAGCAACCGUUAUAGGUGUGCCAACAAAUAUAUCCUAAAAACAAAACAGAAAGCAACCAACCAGACCUACUUCAAAGAGAAGCUCAAGACUGUAUUUGUGCUUGGGGUGGGGGGAA
Molossus molossus (Pallas's mastiff bat) is the source of this 2357-nucleotide messenger RNA. It is a transcript of the gene LRRN3, whose product is annotated as leucine rich repeat neuronal 3. Gene Ontology annotation, cellular component: extracellular matrix. NCBI's taxonomy places the organism in Eukaryota, Metazoa, Chordata, Mammalia, Chiroptera, Molossidae. The coding region runs from base 150 to 2279 and encodes 709 amino acids. Gene Ontology annotation, molecular function: protein binding. The record is from RefSeq and is a predicted model, not a curated record. The transcript has a single exon.